Thamnophis sirtalis is the source of this 4305-nucleotide messenger RNA. The record is from RefSeq and is a predicted model, not a curated record. NCBI's taxonomy places the organism in Eukaryota, Metazoa, Chordata, Lepidosauria, Squamata, Natricidae.
GUGCUUUUGAAAUUUCUCUUCCUCUGGGUGGAAACAUAACAGUUAAAAUAAAACCUGGAUUUUCUUUUCUAAAUACCUGUGCACUGCGUGAAGGAAAAAACCCUCAUUUUUUGGAGAAAAUCAUAGAGCCUGGACAGAAGUUUCAAUUUACCUUUGAUUGUUCCACACCAGAGAAAUAUUGGUCCAUACUUGUGGAGAAAAAUAUUGAUUGUCUGUCAGGUCAAUGUCCUUUUGGAGAUAUUCAGCUUCAGCCUCCAGGGUUGCCACAUCUUAAUAGGACUUUCAUUUGGGAGGCUAAAGCUAACCGAAGAGUUGGACUUGAACUGAAAUUCUCUCCAUGGUUAAGGCAAAUUCUGCCUGGAGACACCUGCCCUGAUCAAAUUAUUUACAACAUUAGCAGUCGUCUGGGAAAAGAUAGAGUCCAAAUUGGAACCUUCUGCAGAAAUGGUUCAGUGUCACGGGUAAAGGCACAAGGUGAUGCUAUUUUGACUCUUCAACUUCCUUGGGAUUCAAAACUCGCAGCCUCUGGAGUUAAGCUUGCAAGUAGAUCAUCCAUACAACGCCUCUGCAUUAUAGAAUCUACAUUUAAAGGCAAAUCAUCAGCAACUUUGAUGUCUGCAAAUUAUCCAUUGGGGUUACCAGAAGAUGAACUCAUGACAUGGCAAUUUGUUCUUCCAUCCAGUUUAAGAGCAGAUAUCAACUUCAUCAAUUAUACAAAACCAAACUGUGAACGGAAAUAUGUGCGGGUGGAAUACUCAUUACCUGAUUAUUCUCCAGAUACUAGAGUCUUAUCCCUAGAUGAUGUGCAACCUGUCAAUAUUCCUGGCAGUUUUAACCUUUCCCUGUAUGGAUGUGACCAAGAUGACUCCUCAGGGCUCCUCAGACUCUUAUUUAAAGUGAUAGUAAAUUACCCUAAAAAUGAAGAGAAUGUAACCUACAAAAUUGAUCUAACACAUGAGAAGACUAAUCUUACAAUUUAUUCGAAAUCAUCAAUGAAUGAAUGUUUGAUCUGUGUUCACUCUAGCAGAAACUGCAGACCAAAUGUGACAUUAGAAUAUGGUGUCACAUAUUUUGCUACCUUCCUGUGUCAAAAUUUGGAUAAUAUAAGGAUAAUUGCUGAGCAAAGUAUAGUUUGCUGGAAUGCCAGAACAUGUGAAAACCUAUUCUUCCAGCUGGCUGUACCUUCUGUUCUUCUCCAGCUGCCAAUUUUAAUUGAGACAUUUACAUGGAAAAUUCAAGCUCUUGAAGCAGUGAAUAUAGAAAUCAGGUCCUCCACCUUGAAACUCAAGCAACAUAUCCCAAACCGGGAUCAAAGGUGCAAUGGAAGUUAUAGUUAUAUUAUUAAUGGCUCCAGUCCAGGAAGGUCAUGGAGUCUUGGUUAUUUUUGUCCUGUUGGAGACAUUGAAAAAAUACAGAUUAAGGAUAACGUCACCUUAACCCUUAAGACAUUUGGCAAGAGGUGGUUCAAUGAGUCUAAUACUCAGAAAGGGGAUCUGAAACUGUUUUUUAAGCCAGUUCUACAAGAAGAUUGCAUUUUCACCCUUAGUCCGGAUCCAAAGACCAAAGUUUAUAUACAGACUCCUAACUGGCUGGAAGGCCUUCUUCCUUUUAUGUCAGUGUAUUGGAAUUUCAGUGUCCCGCCAAAGCAAGUUGCACAGCUGACAUUCUUAAAUGAAAGGAUGGGCAUAACAUGUGAAAAGAGUAGGGCUUUUAUCUACGUUAAAGAACAGAGUGCAAAAGCGGUAGAAACUGUGUGCCGCGAUGAUAAUGUACUUCCGAAGACUUUGAAUUUGAGACAGGAUUUUUGGAUUAAUAUCACUAAUUGUAAACCAUCUGCUAAGCAACAACUUAGUUUGCAAUUCUUGGUGACAUUUCAAAAAAAUUCAGAUGUGACCGUCAUAAUUGGUGUGGUGGCUGGCGGGAUGGCAGUUCUAGCUAUUAUUGGGCUCCUCAUCUGCUGUGUUAAGAAAAAGAGAAAAAACAAAAGAAAAGAAAGUCAUAACCCAGUGAUGGGAGUUUAUAAUACCAAUGUCAACACCUUGUUACCUGAAAGGCAAGGCAUUUUUAAAAAGGAGAGGAAGAAGAAUGAUUCUCAUGUAUAUGCAGUCAUUGAGGAUGUUAUGGUUUAUGGGCACUUGCUUGAUAAUUCUACAAGACCAGAGAUGGCUGAUGUAGGAGUGUACAGGCCCUUUUCUGGACCAGUAAGUAAUAUACCACCUUCCCCACCUCCAAUCAGAAAAAUAUCUAAGAGCUCAGACCUGCAGGAAUCAUCAAACGUGCUUGUAACUAAUAGUGAGAACUAUACCUUUGCACAUCAUGUGCCAGAGAAUAUCCAUAAUGGUGACCUUAAUGUGAGUGGUAAUGGACAUGUGGGCAGCAGAAACAAUGAACAGGGAAAUUCUGCAGACUAGACUUAAUAUCUUGAUGAUCUGUGACUUCUCUGAUUCAAAGGAAAAACUUGUAACUCACUUAUGGAUGUGUUUGAAACCUAUUUAUGUGGUUUAUUUUAUUAAAAUAUAGAUAGCAGAUCUGUUCAUACUCUGGGAAAGAGGUUUCUGAGGAUGUAAUGCCAUACUUUGUUGUAUAGAAUGCAAGAACUUUGAAGUUUGCAGAUUGUUAAACAAAACUAUGAAAUUCUUUUAGCAAAAGAACUCUUAAUCCAAAGAUUGUGCUGGGUAAUGAGUAUUAAAUGCAAGAAUUGUGCUUUUCAUAAAUGAGAUUUUUACUUAUUGUCCUUACACACAUUGUACAUCAUGUAUUUUUUUUAAAUAUUACUUUUUAAUUUUAGCUCUGUGGAAAUAAUUUAGUGAAUUUUAAUCCUCAGUUACAUAUUUCAAAGGGUGGUCAACACUAAGUUUGUAAUGAAAAUAAAAGGACCAUUCUGCAAUUAAUGGAAUCAUUGUUCCAUUGUUACAAAGUAAUGGGUUGUCCUCCUACUUUACUCUAAAGGUAUUCUGAUACGUAGGAAAUAAGCCUCCUGUGAUAUUUCGACUUGAGCUCUAUGUCUCUUUGGUUACUAAGCUAAGAACCAAUAAGAUUUCUUACAUAGAUAUGUACACAUUACCAAUAGUCAGUCUGUGCAUCCAUAUGUCUGCUUUCGAGAAAGGAGGGUACAGAAGUUCCUUUGUAGAAAUAUACUGUUUUGAACAUAUCAUCAGCCUGUAGCAUAGACAUACUAUAGAUUGGCCUAUUGUGAAUUAACCUUUAAUAGUUUGGGUUGAAUACUUGGUUUAGAUAAUGCCCAACUCCAACCAACUCAAGAUAGCAUACAGUAGAACCAACAGAAUAAAAACAGAAUAUAAUAAUCCUAAAAAGAAUUUAAAAAGCAAACAACAAGAACAAAUGGUAGAUUUUCCAAACCUCACCCAUAUAUAAUAGGUAGGGGCCCCAACUAUGCUAACCCAAGACCUGAGAAAUCAGAAUGCAAAAAAGGAACAGGAAAGAUAUAGUUCAGCAGGUUUUAGGUUUUUUUUAAAGUUUACUAUUCUUAUAGAAUGUAUCUUGAAAGAUACUCUUUCCAAACACAAAAUUCUAUCAAUAGAUUUCAAUGAAUGAGAAGAUGUGGGAAAGCAUUUUUACUUCAGCUUGAAUUUAGCAUUUUGAAGUUCUACAUAAGCAACUAACAGCUGCAAAAAACUUCUGCAUUGUUCUAACCCAGGUGGCUCUUGCAAAAUAUAUUUUCCUAGUAAAGUGUAUCUAUGAGACGGUUGUUUUUAGAAGGGAGAAUUAAUAGUCAAAAUGAAUUCCUAGAAUCCAGAAGGAGGUAUGAUUAUACCUUGUAUGUGCAGUGAAGCUUCUGAGAGCACCCCUUCCUCCUGCUUUGGAACAAACAGAUUGUUCCUGAGUUUGGACACUUUCUGGAAUGGCAUGUGCAUUGUAAUGAGCUGACAAAAAGAAUCGAGCAUGCUAAAACUGCCAUGAAAUUGCCACAUUUUCUGAUUGAUCUGUAUGAAAAAUUAAACCAUUUAGAAUAUAUAUUGUACAUCUGUAAUUAUUUCUAUUAUCCUAUUUCAGGGAUUGCAUAUGUUUGAAAAGUUGUCAACUAAACAUUAUAAAACAAUUGUUUUCUUAAUUUAGACAGAAUAUGUGUAAAUAUUUGACCCAUUUUGAAUAUGAAUGGAAGUUUUGAUGUAAGUGUUCCAUAGUCUGAUAACAUGGUGGUUUUUAUAUGUUCCUCUGACAGCUGUUUUAUUUCAUUUGCAUUAAUGCCUACAGUUGAAAUGUUUGUAUAUAUGCAUAUUGUAUAUACUUUAUUGGUUCUUCAAAAUGAAAUAAAAGAAUGUUUACAAGGACAGUUUAAACAAA